AUGUCGCCUGCUUUGCAAACUGCCCCUAAAACAAACGACCUCUCGAAACGCCGGCGAUUUCAACCACCCAUCACCACCUUCUUUUCUAGCUCUUCUGAAUCAGCCUCUGCCUGCGAUGCACACAUCUCACACAAUCACUACUCCGCCAGGACCUACUCCCCCACCCCCACGGUCCCCGCAACGGUCCAGUCCUCCCUUCUCUCCGUCGGCAUGCGUGUCCGCAAAUCCGUCGCCGACGGCUACAAGACCAAUGGAUCUAAAAUCGACGCCAAAACAACCUUCCCUUCAUACGACCCCACCGCCCUGCGUCGCAACGCAGGCGCCCAUGCCGAGCUUCCUCCGUUCUGCGGCACGGACUACAACCACAACGGCGACCAGCUCAUUACAGACGACGGAGACGCUUUCUCGCUUCCAGCUAGCAGUCAGGAAUCGGCCGCUUCUUACCCCACUCAACCGACUGCUCAGAAACGCACCUUCGGCGACGACUGGGCUGACGACGAGUGCGACUUUGAUUCUGAUAGCUCGACGACUCUCCACCCAAGCAAUGGGCACAGCUUGACUUCCACCGCAGGACGGAGAUAUCCUGCCCCCACGCUAGGACACCAGCGACGUCGGUUUGUUGCCCUGCAGCAGCAGCAGAGAACGAUGGAUGUCGAUGACUUUGACGAGCCAUCUUUCCUGAGGCGUCGGGAGGAGGUCGACAUGGAUUACGUCCCGGGCCGUGAAAGUGGCUAUGAGAUCCAAAUGGGAGGAAUUUAG
Molecule: messenger RNA, 759 nt
Organism: Aspergillus affinis
Lineage: Eukaryota; Fungi; Ascomycota; Eurotiomycetes; Eurotiales; Aspergillaceae
Exons: 1
Coding region: 1-759 (252 amino acids)
Cellular component (GO): nucleus; cytoplasm
Molecular function (GO): ribonucleoside-diphosphate reductase inhibitor activity
Source: RefSeq, a predicted model, not a curated record